Molecule: messenger RNA, 1337 nt
Organism: Salvia hispanica
Lineage: Eukaryota; Viridiplantae; Streptophyta; Magnoliopsida; Lamiales; Lamiaceae
Source: RefSeq, a predicted model, not a curated record
AAAUCGUACAUUAAUUCAUUUGAAGUUUUGAACAUUUGCAGAAGAAACAGAAUGAGCAGAGUGAGAGCUGUUGACACUUCGAUGGCGAAGAAGGGGACAGUGAUGCAGCUAUCCUCCGUUUUUCCGGAGGAGGAGGUGCAGAAGGCGUCUAUGCGGGUGCAGGACACAAUCGCCGAGCGCCGCCGCGAGCUAGAAAAGCUCAGGAGCUUCAAGGACGACAACACCAGCUUAAUCAACCUCGUUCGGAAACUUCCCGACGAAACUCACCACGAUAUCAUGGUUCCGUUUGGGCAGGCAGCUUUUUUCCCCGGCCGAAUGACUAACCCUAAUAAAUUAUUGGUCCUUUUAGGGGAAGGCUACCAUGCUGAGAGAUCAGCCAAACAAACAGUUGAGAUCUUGAAAAGACGAGGAGAGGCUAUAGAGUCCCAAAUUGAGUCUCUGAACGCUAUAAUGGAGGACUUGAAGCUUGAGGCUUCAUUCUUUGAUAAGACAGCCCAUGAAUCAGCGGAGGGUGUUGUAGAAAUCAGGGAAGAUUACAUUGAGGACGAUGAAGCUCCUUCUGGCACAGCACCUACAUCAGGUAAUAAAAGCUCUGUUUCUGCUCCUCCUGUCAAGGUGGAUAAUGGGGAAGGUGCAGUUGAAGAUGAAGAAUACGCACGCAUAUUAGCACGGAUGGCUGAACUUGAAAAAGAGGAGGAAGAAGCUGAAGAGGCAAAUGAAUCCGAUGAGGACGAGAAGUUACAAAAUGAACAAGAUAACGCCCUCAGGCGUGACUCUACUGAUCGAACUAAUCAAGAAGUUAGAAGUAUUCCGCCUGCAACUCGGGAGGCGCCAUUGGUAUCUAAAGGUGGUGCAUCUCAUGGAGAUCCUCCAGCACGCAACAAGGAUUCCGAGCUACCUCAAAAAGAAAAGAAGAUUUUAUCUCCUUUCCCAGCCAGCAACACAGCCUUUACUGGUUCGAUCGUAGAGCAUGACCAUAACAUCGGAGGGAAUGCACCACAGCAGCAGGGCAGUGCUCGGAGCUCAAAGCCCCUUUCGAGGUUUAAGAUGCAGAGGAAAUAGCAUGUAUAGCUUUCCGUCCUUCACAGUGGCAGUGAUCCGGUGGUGCUUCCCGCCUUCAUCCCCGUCGGCCGUCCUCGUCAGCACCGACAAGUAGUAGUAUUGUUUUCCGUCUACCGUCGGAGUCGACGUCUCUAAUAUGUUUGCAGUUGCAACUGUGCCGGACUCAAAACCACCCUGCACAUAUAUUUUUAUAGUUUUAAUUUUAGAAUUUUUAGUUGUGGAAUGGAGAAAUAUUUUGAUAGAAGUAAUGGAAUUAUGAUUUGGUUGUCUUUGAA